This is a messenger RNA of Cucumis melo (muskmelon), 2093 nucleotides long. RefSeq lists its product as uncharacterized. Bases 252 to 1433 code for a protein of 393 amino acids. The transcript has 3 exons. Gene Ontology annotation, molecular function: protein-folding chaperone binding. NCBI's taxonomy places the organism in Eukaryota, Viridiplantae, Streptophyta, Magnoliopsida, Cucurbitales, Cucurbitaceae. Gene Ontology annotation, cellular component: cytosol. The record is from RefSeq and is a predicted model, not a curated record.
CAGAAACCUCAUUUCUUCCAAUUUCACCUUCACCCUUCACCUUCACCUUCCCCUCCCAUGGAUGCAUGAUGGAUCCAUCCUCCCCUUCAUAACUUCCUAACCAAAAACCUUCCUCCUAAUGCCUUUCUUCUUCGAAAAUAUUAAUUUAAGUUGUUCAUUAAACUCUUUCCCUUGAUCGAUUAAUUUGAUCAAUCUCUUGCAAACACCAAAUUCUUCGUCCCUCCAUUUCUCCUCUCUUUUCUCUUUCUGCCAUGGCAGAUCAUACAACAACACGUUCACACACAACAACAGAUUUAUACAGAAUUCUUGGAAUCCCAGUCAAAGAUCUCUGCAAAGGAUUCAUGAAAUGGAAUCCUUCUGUGAAGAGCCCUAAGAGCUUAACAUCCGUCGAAGAACCUAACAAGUCCAAUGGUAGAAACGAGACGUACAUAAUCAACUCUCCGACCACGCCAUUAGGCUCGAACCACAAUCAGAGCGUAGACGAUAGUUUCUUCGCAAACAUAUCGAGGACAAUUUCCAGAAGCAGUAGCCGGAGAAGCAAGACGCCGACGCCAAGUCCGCGGUCAUUGUCGAGAAAUACGAGCCGUCGGAGCACGACGCCAAGUCCACGGUCGUUGUCGAGAAAUGCGAGCCGUAGGAGCACGACGCCGACCUCAUUAUCGAGAGAAGAAAAACGAAGGAGCAAUUCAGAUUUGGAAUUUCUAAGGGAACCGAUAUCGAGGAAUUUCAGUAGAAGAACAGACGUAUCGGAAUCAAACGAAGGAGGAAUUUUUUCAGAAGCUAACUCGACGGCGAAUAAUAAUAUUGGAUCGCUUUCGAGAAAUACGAGCAGAAGAAGCCCUAAAAGUACUCCGAUCAUAUACUCGCAAUCGACGGCGUUGAAGAAACCGCCUCCGAUAGAGAAGAAAUUGGAAUGCACAUUGGAAGAAUUGUGCGAAGGAUGCGUUAAGAAGAUUAUGAUCACAAGAGACGCCAUUGUUAAUGGGAUAAUUGUACAAGAAGAGGAGUUGUUGAAAAUAGAAGUAAAGCCAGGAUGGAAAAAAGGAACAAAGAUCACAUUUGAAGGAAAAGGAGACGAGAAACCAGGUUACCUCCCAGCCGACAUAACGUUUUCGAUCGAUGAAAGAAGGCAUCCGUUGUUCAGUCGAGAUGGUGACGACUUAGACUUAGGAGUUGAGAUUCCUUUAGUUAAUGCACUAACCGGUUGUUCAAUCACAAUACCUUUGUUGGGAGGUGAAAAAAUGAGUCUCUCAUUUGAUAACAUCAUAUAUCCAGGCUUUCAAAAAGCUAUCAAAGGCCAAGGAAUGCCUAACCCAAAGCAACAAGGAAUUAGAGGUGACCUUCGCAUUCAAUUCCUCGUCAAAUUUCCCUCUCAAUUGACUCAACAACAAAGAGAUGAAGCUGCUACCAUUUUGCAAGAUUGUUGUUCUUGAUAUUUCCCUUCAAACUGAUACCGAUUUCAUCUCCAUGUUUUUGGAAUAAGAGGGUUCAAGGAGAAUAUUGGUAAGAUCAUUCUAUGAUCUCUCAAGAAAUUCAUUUCUUGAUUUAUAAUGACACAAGAAAAAGCAGAUUGGUGAUCAAUGAAAAAAAGGAAAGCAUUCACUUCAAAGGCUGUACUGCCAUUGAAGUUCUUGUGAUUGGAACUCUUGUAUUGGUUGGUUGGGCAAAGAAUAGAAUGUUUUUGGAGUGAUUUUAAUUUUUAUCCGUUUUUAAAACUCACUGAAAAGAUGUUUUCAAUCGUUAAAAAUCAAUUUUGAAAGUUUGGAAAACCGUGUUCUCAAAAAUAAACAUUGAAAUGAUUUUUGAAUGAUUAUGGGUAUGGUUAAGUGUGAUUCUAAACUUGGUAAAAAAACUUUUAACUAUCUCAAAAUUACUCCAAAAUAUGGACUGAAAAAAUAAAAAUUGAUUGCAAGAAUAUCCAAAGGAGGUUAGGCGUUGCAAAUGCAAAGAAGUGUCUUUGUUUCCAAGAGGACUGCAUAAUGGUGGAACUUUUUACUUUGAGAAAUAUAGUCACGAAUUCAUGUACCUUUGGAUCCACAAAUACAAGUGGAGGAAUCAAGAAUUUACUUUAUUACUCGAUAUUAUAUUAUUCA